AUGAGUGAACAAAUUAAGGAUAUAGGUGAUGUGGUCCAUGAUUUCAGCAAUCUACCUGAUUGUAUCCUUCAUCAUAUUAUGUCGUUUAUGUCCACUAAAGAAGCUGUAAAAUCAUCCAUAUUAUCUACAAGAUGGAAGAACCACUGGCCUUCACUUACCAACAUUUAUUUUGAUGAUGAUUUGUUGUGUGAUACUGAUAGAAAGGUUGAUGUGACUUCCUUUGUGAACUUUGUAGAAAGAGUCCUCCGGUUACGGGAUGCAUUAAGUAUGAAGAAGUUCCGUAUAUCAUUUCGUGUUUUCCGUAAUGCAUCUCAAAUACGUUCAUGGAUUUCCCAUGCAAUCAUGCAAAAUGUUCAGGAGAUUGAUUUGUCUUUUGUUACAAUUCAUCCAUCUGUGAUUCCUCGUUCUAUGUUUGAUAGCACAUCAUUCGUCACCUUGAAAAUAAGAAUGAUUGGUAUUAUUCAACUCCCAUCUAAUGUUUCUUUUCCAUGUUUGAAAACCUUGCACCUAUCCUUUGUUCGGUUCCCGAAUGAUGAUUGUACUGAAAAGCUUUUCUUAGGCUGUCCAGUUCUUGAAGAAUUGGAAUUAUUUCAAUGCAAAUUGAAUUACUUGAAGAACAUUGUAAUCUCCAGUUCCACCUUAAAGAGCUUGACCAUAUGUGACCCAUCGAAAUCCAGUGAUCUUGGUGGUUGUAAGAUCAAGAUUGAUGCUGUAAAUCUUACAUAUUUUAAAUAUAACGGAUUUCUAUUUAACAAGAUUAUCUUGAAUAACACACCGUCUCUGGUCAAAUCAUUCUUUAACAUUCUGAAUCCCGAAAGGAGGAUAAACGAAGUAGCAUUUCAAGCUAUUGAUCUGUUCGAAGAACUACAAUGUGUCGUUUCUUUGAAGUUAUCUAAUCUCACUAUGGAGACUCUUUUAUAUGCAGAUAGUACUAAUUUUCCGGUGUUUUGGAAUUUGAGCACUUUAAUGCUGACGACGGAAAUCGAGAUGAAGCAUAUGGUUUUGCUUUCCUUUUGCCCAGUUCUACAAUCAAUUUGUUUCUCAGAGGGAUUCAUGCGCAACAUGCAACUUGGGGAGAACAAUUCAAUUUGGUCUUCAAUACCUACAUGCAUCUCGAAUUGCCUCAAGACAGUGACCUUGAAGAAGUUUCAUGGUUAUAAUUCAGAAAUAUAUUUCCUCAAAUGUGUUUUGGAGAAUGCGUGUGUUUUGGAGAAUGCGUGUGUUUUGGAGAGGGUUAAUAUUGUGUGGUCUGAGUCUUGUCUACAGGAUUUGAAUAGGAAAACAAAGGUCAGAAAGGAUUUGGGAAUGAUUGAAAAGAGGUCUACAGCCUGUGUCAUCAACUUCACAUGA
Molecule: messenger RNA, 1350 nt
Organism: Lactuca virosa
Lineage: Eukaryota; Viridiplantae; Streptophyta; Magnoliopsida; Asterales; Asteraceae
Source: the annotation of a GenBank genome assembly